AUGGCAAAACUCAUGUGUCUGCUCUUGGUUGUUCUUGCUAUUGCAGUAACAACGAGGGCUGAGAGCUGCGAUAAAUAUCGUGAAGACAUAAUGCGGGAGUGUCUCAAGUACGAGAAAUUCCCAGAGGAGCCAAAAUUGGAUCCGUCCGAGGCAUGUUGCGCCGUGUGGCAGAAAGCAGACAUCCCAUGCCUGUGCAAGUUAAUUACCAAGAAGAUCGAGAGUGUAUGUUCUAUGGAAAAGGUGGCUUACAUCGUCAAGUUCUGCAAUAAGCCUUUCGCACCCGGCUACAAGUGUGGAAGCUACACCUUUCCUCCGCUGAAAUAA
Brachypodium distachyon (stiff brome) is the source of this 324-nucleotide messenger RNA. RefSeq lists its product as uncharacterized. The transcript is spliced from 2 exons. Bases 1 to 324 code for a protein of 107 amino acids. The record is from RefSeq and is a predicted model, not a curated record. Lineage: Eukaryota; Viridiplantae; Streptophyta; Magnoliopsida; Poales; Poaceae.